CCGAGAUUGGGAACGAGAGGGUUGUUCUGGGAACGAGACGAUAUCUGACCCUACGUAAAACGGGAAGGAAGAUCGUACUUCCUUUCAACAAACUUUAAUUUUUUCGUCCAGACAAUUCUUCUGUCAGAUAACUUCGGUGUUCCCCUGAUGUAGAGAGUUGGGUGUCUCUGUGUGACCUUCAUGUCGGCAGUAGGGACUCCCUGAUGAACAGAGACAACCGAUUUUUCCCCGCACCUCCAGUCGUUCGACAUUUGGACCGGGAUUUGAAUAUAAGGGAUGACUUGAUUGGACGGCUGCUGCCUCAGGCCCGCCAAGUCGUGAUUCGCCGUCGGCAGGCGUUCCGUGAGCGUCGCCAGGCGCGGCGUGAGCGGUAUGAACGAGUGCAGGUGGACGGGGACAUGCUCAGUUACCAUCCAGAUGAAGCCUGGAGAGUAGGAGUGUUUGUGUCGUCACAACCCAUCACCCCAGACAGGAACUACUUUGAGGUUGAUAUCAUUGAUUCUGGAUUGCUGUCAACAAUCGCCAUUGGUCUGGUCCCUCUGAACUACCGUCUGGACCACCAGCCCGGCUGGGGUGUCGACUCUGUGGGAUAUCACGCAGACGACGGAAAGCUAUACAAAGCCAAUGGACAAGGCCGGGCCUUUGGUCCCAAGGGUUUUGUUGGUGACAGACUCGGCUGUGGCAUCAAAUUUGACGAGGAAGGAACACAGGGGAGACCCGCAUCUACAGUGUCAGCCUUCUUCACUCAUAACGGCAAGGAGCUGGGAACAGUCCAGGUUCCCCUGCCCGCAGAAGGCCUGUUCCCUGCGGUGGGGAUGCACUCGGAGGGAGAGGUGGUGCGGCUGCUGCUGGAGGUAGAGUGGUGCCAGGAGGACGACUCUCUCAUGAUGAUUGACAGCUGUGAGGAGGAGUGGUCGCGACUCCACGAUGUCAGAGUCAACGGAGCGAUACUGGAGUACACCGGACAAGGCAAGAGUAUUGUAGACGUGGGACUGGCACAGGCCAGAUAUCCCCUCACCCCUACACACCACUACUUUGAGAUCGAGAUAGUAGACCCGGGCGAGAACUGUUACAUUGCAAUCGGCCUCACAAGAAAGGAUUAUCCUAAACACAGACACCCCGGGUGGAACAAAGGCUCUAUAGCUUACCACGCAGAUGAUGGUAAGAUCUUUGUCGGCAGCGGUGUGGGAGAUGCCUUUGGUCCACGCUGUCACACAGGUGACAUCAUGGGCUGUGGGAUCAUCUUCCCUCGGGACUACAACCUGGACAGUGAAGGGGAGAGUGACAAGAGCUCGCCUGAUGACCCACAGGGACAGCCCAAAAAAAAGGAGCCACAGAACCAGCUGGAGGAGCUGGUGGACAUGUACGGCGGCCAUGACAGCAGCAGCGACAGCGACAGCGAGGACGACGAGUGGUUCCAACACGACGAGGAAAACGGCAUCCAGGUUCAGGUCUUCUUCACUCGUAACGGAAAGUGCCUUGGUAGGAGAGACGUUCGGAUCCCAAAGGGCGGGUUCUUCCCCACCGUCGGCAUGCUAAGUAGCGAGGAAAAGGUCCGGGUUGACCUGCGACCCCUCACAGGAUAGAGCAAUGUCUCCGUUAUGCAGGAAAGAGGAGGACAAUCAAUUUCCUGGACAUGUCUGGACUUCUGUGUCCAGUUGCCGUUUUACACUUUGUAUGUACGGAACUAUUCAACAGUCUGUAACGUAUUUGUCUCGACAAUACCACAUUCUUUACUUUACUGCUUCCUUGCUAUUCAUUAUUUCCUUUGCUUCAGAACUACAGAAGCUUUUUAAGAUUUUACAAGCUGCGACUUCUAAAUGUUGACAGAACUAUGCGAUAUAAAGAUCAACAGUUGUUUAUUAUUCCCUGGCGGAAACUGUAGGGGCCAUGAACAAAACAGGACGGGACUGUUCUGUUUUUAUAUGAUAAUUAUGCCAAAAUGUGUCAGAUUCACGAUGGAUGUAUGAUAUACUAGUAGUGUUGAAACUGUUAGAAUUUCUCUGUGAGACCAAUUGGCAAUAAAUCUUUUGGAAACAA
This is a messenger RNA of Branchiostoma belcheri (Belcher's lancelet), 2040 nucleotides long. Its product is annotated as SPRY domain-containing protein 3-like. The transcript has 11 exons. Bases 204 to 1586 code for a protein of 460 amino acids. Gene Ontology annotation, molecular function: protein binding. The record is from RefSeq and is a predicted model, not a curated record. NCBI's taxonomy places the organism in Eukaryota, Metazoa, Chordata, Leptocardii, Amphioxiformes, Branchiostomatidae.